Messenger RNA from Symbiodinium necroappetens, 1434 nucleotides. The record is from the annotation of a GenBank genome assembly. Lineage: Eukaryota; Dinophyceae; Suessiales; Symbiodiniaceae.
AUGCUGCGGGAGCCCAAGGCUCAUCAGGCUGCGCCCUCUGUUUCUUUGACUCCAGUUACGAGGCCCGACCUCCCCGAAUCUGAGGAGCUUAUCAAGCCACAUCGAUCUGCCAAGCUCAAACUGCUCGAGGGCGGGGAAGAAGAUGUGGAGAGUGAUCCGUCGCUCCGAAAUGCCGACCGUUUUGCCGGGGUCACAGAAAAGAGCCGCCUUGGAGGGAACGGGGUUGGGCAAAUUCAGGUCGCAAGCGCGGAGCUGCCCAAGAAUCCCUUCGCCACCGUCGUGGCCCUGGAGAAGGGCUGUCGCCGUCGCCGUCGUCGGCUGCUGGCCGCAGCCCGCCAGGCUGAGCCCACCGGGCCCGGUCCCUCGAGAAGGUUGAGGCCGAGCCGAGCCGCAUCGAGCUACCGGCUCCCGCCGUUGGCCUCACGCGGCCCACGUCGCAGGCCGGCGGACUUCCGCGCAACUCUGGAGCUCGGGGCCACGUCGCCCGACCUUCGCGCGUCGCAGCUCGGCCCAACCCCAGCCGUGACCGUCUCUGCGGAAGCAUGCGGCAGAAGCGGAGGUGCCGACGCAAAGAGCCGUCACCCUGUCUUCGAAGGCCCGAGCCUUGGAGGCUCGGAGUUUGAGCUCGGCGGAAGGAUGCCCACCAGGCCGCCUGCUGUGGUCCCAACCUGGAAGUGGCCGGGAUUGGUUCAAGUGACAGCCACAGCCCCUGUUGCCCAACUUGUAUCACCUCCACUCCAGAGCAGGAAUCUUCCAGAGCCUACGGACGAUGCGCCCUCAGCGGCCGCCAGGGCGUCCCUCGUCGCUGCAUUCCUGUCGCCUCCGUUUGCCUAUAGGAACACGCUGGCAGAUCUCUCAACUCGAGUGCAAAGGACCAGCCCGGCUGUCGAAGUUGGGGCAUACUCGUGGCAGCCAGGAAUGGCGCAUGGUAUUGCCGAGACAGUGAAGCUUGCUGACGAACCUGUGAGAGAUCCGUUCAGCACUGCGAGGGAGAAGGAGGUUCUCGGCUCACCACUGGUGACCAGAGCGAGGGCUCCGUCGGCCUUGGCAAGCCCGCCCCCCUCGGGCACUCUGAGGUGUCGCGCGACCCUUGGGUCUCUGGUGGCCCGCCAAAGAAACGCGGGCUCACUGCCAUGCCUGAGCAGGUCUUCCGUCUCCAACACAUGCAACCAGGCGCAUGUCAAAGAAUCUGCAACCGACGCGGUGAGGGUGAGGAUACAGCCUCCGAAGUACUGGGUGCAGGCUGCUCCAGUCGUGGACGCGUCUGAGCAAAGUCUCAGACCAUCCUGGAGCCAGAAGCUGGCACCGGGAAGACGGAGUCUCUUGCCGAGCUCUGUCUGCUGGGAUUGUUCCGUUAUUCCCCGAGUCCACAUGCACGCAUCGCCACCUGUGCGAGUGAUUCUGGGCCAGGCUGAUGCUGGAUUGCAGGGGUAA